AUGCUCAAGGUCCGCCAACGGAAACGCAACAUCGUCGCCUCAUUCCGCGGUGGUAGUGAGACUAAGUUAAGAGACGCUGGCGUGGAUACCCUAAUAGGUGAGGCGACUUUUGUGGACGAGAAGACACUCGAGUAUAAAGAUAGUGGUGGCAAUGUGAGAACUAUCCAAGGCCAGAAGAUAUUCAUCAAUGUCGGAGCACGACCUGCACCGCCACUCCUCGAAGGGAUCGACUUGCUUGAUCGAAGAGCAGUUUUGGAUUCCACGUCAAUUCAAGAGCUAGACGAGGUUCCUAGCCACCUCGUGGUGGUUGGAGGAGGAAUUGCGCCGUCGCCUAGCGGGUUUACUCUUUAUUUCCACGUCAAUAAUGGCGAUCGAACCGUCGAAGGAACGCAUAUCCUAUUCGCUACCGGCCGCAUUCCAAAUACAGACAGUUUAAAGCCAGAAGCUGCAGGUAUCGACACCGACAAGAAAGGUUAUAUUGUGACAAAUGAAUAUCUCGAGACUUCGUCUCCUUCUAUUUUUGCAAUAGGCGACGUGAAAGGACCACCGGCAUUCACGCAUAUCUCGUACGACGACUUUCGCAUCCUUCGGUCUAACAUGCUUUCAUUACCACCUACGAGGCUCUCUACCAAAGACCGCAUUGUCCCGUACGUGGUGUUCACUGAUCCCCAACUAGCGCACGUCGGCCUCCAUGAGAAGGAAGCUCGUGUAAAGUUCCCCAACAAGAGGAUUCAAACUGCGAAAAUGCCGAUGGCAUACGUCGCCCGCGCACUAGAAACGGACGAGUCGAGAGGGAUGAUGAAAGCUGUCGUGGACGGUGAUACAGGGUUGAUUCUAGGGUUUUCCUGCUUGGGCAUCGAGGGUGGCGAAAUCAUGAGCAUCGUGGAAGUAGCGAUGAUCGGAAAUCAGAGAGUCUGA
Molecule: messenger RNA, 918 nt
Organism: Penicillium waksmanii
Lineage: Eukaryota; Fungi; Ascomycota; Eurotiomycetes; Eurotiales; Aspergillaceae
Exons: 3
Coding region: 1-918 (305 amino acids)
Molecular function (GO): oxidoreductase activity; flavin adenine dinucleotide binding
Source: RefSeq, a predicted model, not a curated record